CAUUUUCACUCACUUCCCAAAGUUUUUGAGGUCUUUUUUCCGUUCCCUCUGUGAAUGGCAACUGCUAAUAAAUACUUUAAAAGAAGAUAAAUAGUUUUUUAACUGUGGUUUUAGCCCCUGAACUAACCGAGUUGAUUUACGAUGCGUUUGGGGGGUUUGGGUGUUGUUGUGCUGUGGUCUCGAACUCUUGUGGAUGCCAUUUUGAUUGCCGGUUAAAUUUGUAUUAACGGUUCGGUAGUCGAUAACUACCUGCAUUAAUUGACAUUUAUUUCAUUUUUUACACCAAAACACGUUUUCAUUCAUCCUUUUAAUAAAAAUUUAUGUGAUAUUUUUAAACGGUUCAUUUGUGAAUUAGUAGUACUUUCAUUGAGAUUGUUUGUUACUUUCUACAACAAUGUCUAGCAAGCGUAAACGAGCUCCAACAAAGAAAGCUGGCCCUAAGAAGAAUAAAAGGAAAGAAACUGAAAUUGAUUCCGAAUUGAGUGAUAAUAGCGAAUCGGAAAAUGCUACUCAACCCGACGAGGUUCUGAUCGCCGGGCAUGGCGAUUUGCUGGACGAAGCAUUACCUUUACCACAAGAGUUACUUAAAACUCUCAUUAAACCGGCAGGUCAACUACUUAUUUGCGGUUUAAUCAACUGGGAGCUUACCGGACGUCGAGAUGCUAAAACAACACUCAAACUACAUCCAAACUUGUACAGUCCCACUCGAUUCACUAAUUAUAAGAUUCGUCUAGCCGUAAGCGGAUGUGUGGCGGCGCAUAACGUUCUGGUUACAGAGGAGGGAAAGGCGAUGACGUUUGGACGCAACCAGUAUGGCCAACUCGGUUUGAACAAUCUUACGAUAGUGCAAGAGCCCACGCUUGUUCCCGCAUUGCAAGACAAAAACGUCAUCGGAGUCGCCUGCGGUCGUAAUCACACAUUGUUUUUGACCGAUACCGGCACCGUGUAUGCCUGCGGAGAUAAUCGUUCGGGGCAGUGCGGCGUUGGGAACUUGCAGCCGACAAUUUUAUCACCCAUGCGUAUUAACUAUAGAGGAGCCCCGAUUAUCAAGGUGGGGUGCGGAGCCGAGUUCUCCGUCAUUCUGGAUAUCAAAGGCGGACUUCAUACCUUCGGUCUUCCGGAGUACGGCCAACUAGGCCACAAUACUGAUGGUAAAUAUUUCAAAACCAGCACCAAGCUGUGUUUCAAUUUCGAGACGAGUCCGAAACGUAUCGUUCUUUUCAUCGAGAGAAGUAAGGAUGGGCACGUCUCGCCCGUCGACGUUUCCGAGAUUGUCGAUUUUAGUUGUGGCCAAAAUCACACUGUUGCCAUUGAUAGUAAAAAACGUACAUUUUCUUGGGGAUUUGGAGGUUUUGGAAGACUGGGACACGCCGAGCCUAAAGAUGAAAUGGUACCGAGAUUAAUUAAGUACUUUGACAUACAAUCGCGGGGUGUAAUUUCAGUCACAUGCGGAUCCACCUUUAGUUUAGUGGUGACUGACAUCGGUGGAUUAUUUAUGUUCGGCCAAUCGAAACGUACCGGUGAAGCCAACAUGUAUCCAAAGCCUGUACAUGACCUAACAGGGUGGAAUAUACACCAUAUCGCCGCCGGAUUGACCUCCAUUAUGAUCGCGGCAGAUGAUGCCGUUAUCGCGUGGGGUGCAUCACCCUGUUACGGUGAAUUGGGACUUGGCACCGUUAUAAAAUCGAGCAGUACGCCACGAGAGGUUCAAAAACUGAACGGAGUGAAGGUGUUGGGUCUUUCUAUGGGAUACUCGCACACAUUAAUCAUCGGUCAAAAUAGCACUCCGGAGCAAAUAGCGAAACUGGAAACAUUGGAAGAGUUUGAACUUUAAAGUUGUUUAGUAUCUAAAUAGUUUUCAUCCAUCUACUUUUUAACACUUACAUACUGCAAUCUGGCAAUUGUUACUUGAGUGAGGAGGAUACUUAAUCCAAGCGAAUUUCCUUACUGAAUUUGUUUAGUAUUAAACAUAUGUGGAUGAAAUGCAGCAGCAAGUAUGAAUACAAAUUUGAUAAUCAACGAUU
Messenger RNA from Photinus pyralis (common eastern firefly), 2024 nucleotides. RefSeq names its product protein RCC2 homolog. The coding region runs from base 395 to 1834 and encodes 479 amino acids. The record is from RefSeq and is a predicted model, not a curated record. The transcript has 5 exons. Lineage: Eukaryota; Metazoa; Arthropoda; Insecta; Coleoptera; Lampyridae.